This is a messenger RNA of Camelina sativa (false flax), 1399 nucleotides long. RefSeq lists its product as uncharacterized. NCBI's taxonomy places the organism in Eukaryota, Viridiplantae, Streptophyta, Magnoliopsida, Brassicales, Brassicaceae. The record is from RefSeq and is a predicted model, not a curated record.
UAAAGAGAUUCAUAUAUAGAAUUAGAAACCCCAACAGAAUUGUUAAGCUUCCAAAAAAAUAUACAGUAUAUAUCAAAAAAAUUUCUCGCAGAUUGAUGAUUAAGGUUUCAAUGGAAGAAUCUCAGGGCAUCAAUGGCGUCGAUGAUUCAUAUCGUCAUCUCCCAGUUCUCUACUUAACUUUUCUAUCGAUCUGGUCUCUCUCUGCUUGUUCUUGGACGGUUAACACUUUCAAAAAUCGACACUUUCAGACGAAUAGUUUACAAUGGACUCUUGCUUCAGUUCCAUUAAUCAAAGCCUUACAGCUCACUCUAUCUUUCCUCUUUUGGCAUUCAUGUUUUCACCAUCACAUUUGCUCUCUUUGGAUGUCUUUUGGUGUCUAUGUGACCGGUGUUCUGUUUCAGACAGCUUCGUUUGUGUCUUUUUUACUCAUCUCUCAUGGUUAUUGCAUCACUUGUGAACGGCUCUCAUUGACUGAACGUAGAACCACAGCUUCACUUGGUUGUGUCUUUUACUUGACUCUUGUUGGAUACAGAGCUUCUGUUCCUUAUUUUUCUGUGCUUCUGAUACUUAACUACAUUAUCUCAUUCUAUGUUAUUUUUCACCACAUCUCGCAAAACUUAUCGGUGUUACGAGAACAGCUGAGUUUCAUUGAGGAUGAGAAUGUUCAAGCUAUGCAUGACGCUGUGUAUGCUAAAUAUAUCAUGUUCAAAAAAUUCCAAGGAGCUAUGCAGAUUGUAGCCAUGGCAGAAACUGUGAUCUAUAUGAAUAUGGAUAACUCCUCGCAGAACUAUUGGCUCCGGCUGCUAAUUCGAGAAUGGGCUCAGUUCUGCAUUUUUCUCUAUAUUGGUUGGACUUUCAGGUCACAGGACAUGGCACCUCGCUUCUCAGUAAUGCCUACACUAAAACCCAAAGAGAAUACAAUGAUUCCUCCUAUUUAUAGCAUGGAAAUGGACGCAAAAUCAUUCAAAGAAUUCAGAAGUCAGGAAUGGAACAUCGGAGUGCCAAUGCCAUAUUCAAACUACGAAAAGCAAAAAGAUUCAGUUCUAGUGAUAAUUCAGCAUCCUCGAUAGCAUUCAGAGAAAAGCAAAAGAGACAAUGUUUCCUCUCUUAAUCUUCCUAAAAAGAGUGAAGGAUAACCAAAAAUGACUAGAAGUUUCUCUCUGAUGAUUAAGACAAGAUGCUUCCUCAGCAACUACCUUUCUCUCCGUCCUUUUACAGUUGUUAGUUUUGUUUCUCUCUUUUGGGUUUUGGGGGGGUUUCUUAUCUUAUAGAGAAAUAAAAGUCGAUUUUAUUGUAUAGAUGCAAAAGUUAGUCCUACUAUAAUAUGCUUUAAAUGAAAAUGUAAACACAAAUGUUCAUCUUUUUCUUCAGAAAAUGAAACAAAUGAAACACUUAGAGA